Molecule: messenger RNA, 858 nt
Organism: Cladocopium goreaui
Lineage: Eukaryota; Dinophyceae; Suessiales; Symbiodiniaceae
Source: the annotation of a GenBank genome assembly
AUGUUCAGCCCCCCCUCUUACUCUCCAAGUGAGUCAAGUGAUCCCUUGGAGAAGUCCUUGUUGCAAUUCUUCAGCCUACAGUCCAGAUUGCUUGUGCACUGUGGAAACUUCAACCUAAACCAUGAGUCGAUGCCAUGGGCCAGACAUGCAGGCUUUGGGCAGGACUUGUUGCGACGUAUUUUGAAUCACAAAGAAAGGCAGGGCCAGUUUGAAGCCUUGCAAUCAGCAAUGGAUGCAGAGGAAUCUCCAAUGGCGGAAAUGUUUACUCUUUUCCCACAUGAGUCAGCUGCUGUGAUGCAGCGUGGCAUUGAACUUGGUAUCGUGUGCAGUUGCUUCCUUGUGCUUCAUUGCUGCAUAGUGGUUUGGAGAUAUUGGGAAUCAGAGGAUGACGCCGACCUUCUUCUACGUCUUCUGUGCUUAGCUCGAAUUGCCUGUGCAAUCCCGAGGCCCUAUUUUUGGAUUCGCACCAGACGACUAUUUGUUCAGGCUCGAUAUCAACCAACUCCGCAGCUGGUCACUCGCAGACUGCUUGAUGUGUACUGCAACCCUUUUGGCAUUGAGAAGGCACUGCUGCUCUUCUACUACGGAUGGUUAGCAGCGGUAUCCCUGGUGGCCUUUAUCUUCCGAUUGUACCCAGAGGAGUCAGACUUCACUGGAGCCAUUUGGAGACACUGCCUGUUUAACUUCAUCAGCAUUGCUGUUCAUAGGAUACUCUGUGUGUUACUCUUCUACUACCUGAUGAAGUCGGACUUCAAGCGUGGUAUUCCCCAGCAUAUGCUUGAAAAGUACAGCAAGCGAAUUGUGUCCGCCUGCCAAGUUUGUUCGUUUCAGACCACUAGCAAAAAUCAGCUCUCCUGA